AUGCAAGAGUCGCAAAUUAAUCUAGCCAUUCAAGCUAUUGCUUCAUCCAAAAAACUAAGUGUGCGAAGAGCUGCUAAAAUCUAUAAUAUACCGCAUACUACCCUUACCUACAGAAUAGCCGGUCGAACGCCGAAAGCUGGAUCUCGAUCAAUACAUUGUAAAAUGACGGAAUUAGAGGAGAAAUCGCUUUUUCAAUAUAUAAUUGAUAUGGACGAGAGAGGGUUUAGUCCUCGAAUAAGUGAUAUGGAAGAUAUAGCGAAUUAUAUACUCGAAACGCGGGGUGCGAAGAAGGUUGGAAAGCUCUGGGCUCAUCGCUUUGUGAAACGACAUACAAAAUUAAAGACACGUUUUAAUUGCAUUUAUGACUUUCAAAGAACUCUCUACAAAGAUUCAGAGUUUAUUGAAAGAUGGUUUCGAUUAAUAUCGAAUAUACGGGCCAAAUAUAGUAUUCUAGAUUGCGAUUUAUACAACUUCGAUGAGACAGGCUUUAUGAUGGGACAAAUAUCACCAUAUAUAGUAGUUACUAAAGCUGAUCGAUAUGGAAAAAGCAAAGCUAUACAACCAGGCAAUCGAGAAUGGGCUACAGCGAUUAUUUGUGUUGAUGGAGAAGGUCACAAUAUACCUCUGUUUUUGAUAGUAAAAGACGAACACCACCUCUCAAAUUGGUAUACCGAAAGCGAUUUACCAUACGAUUGGCUUAUUAAACCUACUACUAAUGAAUGGACAAAUAAUGAGAUAGGUCUUGAAUGGAUUAAGCACUUCAACAAGCAUACUGAAAGUAGGAAAGUGGGUAGAUAUCGAAUGCUAGUGCUUGAUGGGCAUGAAAGUUAUAAAUCGCCAGCAUUUCAGGAAUACUGCAAGGAACAUAACAUUAUAUUACUUAGUUUACUACCUCAUUCUUCGCAUUUAAUUCAACCACUCGAUAUCGGUUGUUUUGAUCCUUUAAAGCAUUCAUAUAAUCGACAAAUCGAGAACUUUAUCAAGGCGCAUAUCACUUAUAUUACCAAAACCGAGUUCUUUCAAGCCUUCAAAGCUGCAUAUAUCGAAGCAAUAUCUAUAUCGAAUGAGCUCCUAGCUUAUGCGAAUACGCUUUUAACUGCUAAGGUUUAUAGUCUCUGCAAAGCAAAUGAAGCAUUUAGUAAACUCCGGAGAGUUAGAAAAGCUUUAAUACGAAAAGGAGGAGCACUUUCAGUAGAAGAUGGGCAUAGUAUAUCAGAACAAGAGAAUGUAGAAGAUCAGAUACGAUGCGAUGAAUAUACAAAUGAUGGUUCUUCAGCAAGGAGGCAAGCUAUUAUACGACGAUGUAGCAAAUGCGGUAGUACUUUACAUAAUGCACGAACUUGUCAGUUCGAUCCAGCAUUAGUUGAUCUUUAG
Molecule: messenger RNA, 1374 nt
Organism: Sclerotinia sclerotiorum 1980 UF-70
Lineage: Eukaryota; Fungi; Ascomycota; Leotiomycetes; Helotiales; Sclerotiniaceae
Exons: 2
Coding region: 1-1374 (457 amino acids)
Cellular component (GO): nucleus
Molecular function (GO): DNA binding
Source: RefSeq, a predicted model, not a curated record